Brugia malayi is the source of this 273-nucleotide messenger RNA. RefSeq names its product high mobility group protein (gene Bma-hmg-1.1). The transcript has 2 exons. NCBI's taxonomy places the organism in Eukaryota, Metazoa, Nematoda, Chromadorea, Rhabditida, Onchocercidae. The record is from RefSeq and is a predicted model, not a curated record. The coding region runs from base 1 to 273 and encodes 90 amino acids. Gene Ontology annotation, molecular function: transcription cis-regulatory region binding.
AUGGGCAAAGCAACUGUUGAUGGGAAGAAACCAAAAGCAGUCAAAAAGAUGAAAGAUCCAAAUGCUCCAAAACGUGCAAUGUCAGCUUUCUUUAUUUGGAUGAACGAGAAUCGUGAUCGAAUCAAGAAGCCUGGUAUGAGUGUUGGUGAUGUUGCCAAAGCUGCGGGUAUCGAAUGGGCAGCGAUGACAGAUAAAUCACAAUGGGAGAAACGAGCGGAAGAAGACAAGAAAAGGUACGAAAGGGAGAUAGCUGCAUACAAAAACAAGCAAUAG